AUGCCCAGUGUUCGUCCCCAGGAACACUGGCAGUCUGUGAUAUGUCGUGGCCAGCCGGUCACCCUGUCCAGGGCAGCUCACGAUCUCGUGCAGGCCAGUUCCUCGUACGGCACGCCUUCAGACCUCAGCCCAGUGACACCAUUCUCCUCUGCCAGCUCUGAAUCAGCCGAGGCUUCUAUUUCACGCGCCUCCACGCCCAGUUUCCGCAAGUCAGCAGUGAGACCUAAGGACGUCAUAAAGCGUCUUCAAGCCAAGGUCUCGCGCUACAGGAAGGCCAUCACAAGACUGCGGAAGCAAGAGCAGAAGGCGCCUCAGACAGCUACAGAAGCCCUCGCCAUGAUUCGCCCUCAUGUCACUGAGGAGGUAUUCCAGCUGGUGUCAAGUCAUAUGAAACUGAGGCGUAAUGUCGUCUAUCUCGACCAAGACGCAGUCGUGGAAUGA
Messenger RNA from Ixodes scapularis (black-legged tick), 441 nucleotides. RefSeq lists its product as uncharacterized. Lineage: Eukaryota; Metazoa; Arthropoda; Arachnida; Ixodida; Ixodidae. The transcript is spliced from 5 exons. The record is from RefSeq and is a predicted model, not a curated record. Bases 1 to 441 code for a protein of 146 amino acids.